AUGUUGUUAUUUAAAUGUGCGCUUAUUAUAUUAUUUUCUACAUAUAUUCUGUCACUUUGCUUCCAAAUUGCAAAAGAGACUAACUCUCUCGAAACUGGCCUUGCUUUUCUAUAUGUGGCCAGCGGAGCAAUUGCUGGAAAGAUCCUAUAUGACAGAUACCAGCAAAUUCAUGUAUUAGGUUCACUAACACCAAACCCUAAUGUGACAUCUUUUGCAAAUAGGAUUGCUUCCUUUUCGGCCACAUUUAUGUCUCUGGGCUUCCUAGUAUACCUGUUUCUGUUUCUGUUUAAGGUGGAUAACAUUUGUCUCAUAGCUCUGCAUAUUUUUAUAUGUGCUUUCGGCACAUUGUACUUAUGGGUACAGUGCAUUAUAACAACGUAUAUUUCUACAUUGUUUUAUGACAAAAAUUUGUUAAUUCUUCGACAAUUUAUUGCCAAUACGAGCUUCCUUCUACUAAUUAUAAUGGCCAUUUUUGGGACUGUAACUUCAUUUUUGCCCGAAGCUGGUUCCAGUGUUUUUCACGUCUGUUUCAUCAUAACGUCCCUUUGCAGUUACUCAUUAACAGCCUUUUUCUGCAUAUUUUUAAUGUCAUUUGAAAAGGAAUAUGAGUAUUUUGCUGUGGGCUUAAGAUCCGAAUUACUGUUAGAUGACGCCUGUUCUUUGAAUAAUGCGUCACUCGCUGACGUAGAUAGUUUAUUUGGGACACAAGAUGUACUCUCUAGUACGAUCUCUAACGCGAUCGUAAUAAAGGGAAGUAUAAGUUGUGGAAAGGUCUCUUGA
Messenger RNA from Parnassius mnemosyne (clouded apollo), 780 nucleotides. NCBI's taxonomy places the organism in Eukaryota, Metazoa, Arthropoda, Insecta, Lepidoptera, Papilionidae. The record is from the annotation of a GenBank genome assembly.